AUGGAUGUGGAAAUUUCUUUGCCGGAUCGAAAUCCUGGCACGAAUACCCCAAAUUCAACUAAACAUAAUCCUCGAAUAAAAUUCUAUUGCAAUGAGAUACUUAACCGCACUCAGGGGUCUGGAGCGAUAUCAGUAUUGGAAUUUAACAAAGAAGGCACCCAUCUUGCCUACGGAAAUUCAGAUGGCAUUCUUAGUAUUCUUGAAUUGGGACAGAGCAGAUCUGAUAUAGGUUCUUCCACACAUGCUUGCUCUAAACCUUACCAGUCUUUCUUGAGCCAUGAGCCUGAAUUCGAUUGCCUCAAAUCUCAGUCUAUUGAGGAAAAGCUAACCUUUAUUCGCUGGCUGAACUGCUCUGGGCCUUCUCAUUUUCUUCUUUCUGCUAAUGAGCGUACUAUUAAGUUAUGGAGAGUUGCCGAGGUCCCUGUGCGAGAAAUGGACAACUUAAACUUUCCAAUUGAAUCUGGUUCUCGCAAAAAGGUGGCCAUUCGUUCCAAUUCUGAUAUUAAAGUUCCUCAAUGGAGAUCUCGAUCAUCAGAUAACAAACUAGUCCGGGUGUACAAUAAGAAAGUCUACGCUCGUGGCCACGGGUUCUCCCUCACUGGCCUUGCUCUUUUUCUAGAUCAACAAACUUUUCUUUCCUCUGAUCCACUACGCAUCAAUCUUUGGCACUAUGACGUAGAUUACGAGGCUUUCACUAUCGUUGAUCUAAUGCCUGAUCGGAUCGAGGACAUUUCGCAUCUCAUUACCGGUCUUACUACGUCACCUUCAUCUCCUUCUUUAUUUGCCUACAGCACGAAUCGCGGUUCAAUUCGCGUUUGUGACACUCGAAGCACUGCUUUAUGUGAUAAACCCGCAUUGGAAAUCAAUAAUUUGGCCGCAUCUGAACAGAAUGCGGUUGUUAUCCUCCUUAAUUCCAUAUCAGAUCUCAAAUUUUUCAACAACAGUGACCGAUUUAUUGCCACAAGAGACUUUAUGUCCGUAAAGAUUUGGGAUUUGGCCAAUACAUCAGCACCUGUUGAGGUCUACCCCGUUCAAUCCCACUUAAAACCAUAUAUGAACAGCAUAUAUGAGACAGAACUUCUUUUUGACGACUUCAAACUUUCUCUAUCAUCAGAUGAUAAGUAUAUAAUCACAGGAUCCUACCAGUCGGAGAUUCGCAUUGUAGAUAGGUCGAUGGGGCCCUCAGGAAUCUAUAAAAUUAAAAUGGAACCAGAUGAUUCACAUUUGUACUCAGGAUUUUAUGGCCAUUCUUCCGACCUAAUUACACCCGAAUCAGUCACUGCCCCUUGGCCGCGCCCCCUCAGUGUGGAUAUGUCCGCCUCGGUGGCCGAAUCUGGGGAUUCUUCGCCUGAUUCCACGACCGGAAUUAUGUCUAUUUCUUCACUCUUUUCUCCAGUAUCUGUAAAGAAGUGGAUUAGUGUUUCUUGGUGUCCGAAAUCUCUCGUGGUUGCUUCCUGCCAUGCUGAUGCUAUUCAUAUUAUUGAAGGUAUGGACGAUAACCCUUCUGGUUGUUUUUCUAGACCUGUUGAGAGUACGAAUAUUGAUGAAAGCGGUUGA
Molecule: messenger RNA, 1557 nt
Organism: Rodentolepis nana
Lineage: Eukaryota; Metazoa; Platyhelminthes; Cestoda; Cyclophyllidea; Hymenolepididae
Source: the annotation of a GenBank genome assembly